CCGAGUGAACAUCAAGUCCGAUGAGGCUGCGGUCGCAGAUGCGCGGCCCAGCUGGUGCUACGCGCUCGACGGCAGUUUGGUCUCUACGGCCAUGAGACAAUGUGCCUCAGCGUCACUCUCUCACACUUCGAGAUGGCAGCUGCCUGAUAUACGUCACGUUGCAGCCAGGCGUGAUGUUAACAUGCGUGGGGAGUGAAGUGGACCCCUAGCUGCGAGUUUGUGAAUGAGCAUGACAAGCGUACAUUGCCGGCACGGAUACAUCCGAUGGAAGGCGCCGUGUGGAUUGUGAGGAUUUGGACGGGGCAGUGGCCUUGGCUCGUACUUCACCUUUGAGGAGAUACAGACACCUGCGAACAUAGCCGGGCGAUGAUGUGCCGCGCGUGCGCCGUGUUCCUGGUCAUGCUGUUCUUGCUGCGAGGCUUCUGCUGUGCCGUGACCAUCCGACGCCUGAUCGUACCGCGCUGGGUGCAGAACGGAACCGAGACACCCGCGGUGCUGGACUGCGACUACGUGUACAACGAGAACGACUUGAAGCUGGUGGUCAAGUGGUUCUUCAACGACGGACCCGAGCCCGUGUACCAGUGGAUACCCGAGAUGAGACUCCGGGAAGCGUUCGGUGUGCUUCAGGGUCGCCUGGAUGACGCGUUUUCCGUCAACUCGCGCGACGCCUACUCCCAGUAUCGCGCCAUCCGCAUCCUGAGACCCACGUGGGAACUCAGCGGCAAGUACACCUGCGUGGUAACUUCGCUGGCUGGCCAGGACGUCCGCCAUCAGGACAUGACCAUCUUCGUGCCCACCAAGUCGUUUUCCUUCAACUACAGCAGCUCGACUCCUGGCUCUGCUCAUCAGUCCCGGUCACAUUCUGUGGUGAACGCCUUAAGACUGCUGUGCGUGGCGCGGGGCACCUACCCGAGGCCAGAACUGAGCCUGUUUCUGAUCAAGGGAGCCAAGAGGAGGUCGGCAGACGAAGCGGGUUUUCGAACUUUCACGACAACCACAGUCGAACAGGGGCUGUUCGACGUGGUCCUGCAUGCCGACAUGCCAGACAGCCAGCUUUCUUCGCUGGCUGAUCUCUUUGAGUGCAUACUGGAAAUUCCGCACAGCAACUACGCGCUGACACGCAGGAUGAGCAUCGCGCAUGAACUCACGUGGGGAGCUUAUGGUUCUCCCGGAGCAUCGUGCGUGCCGAUCCUGUCACUGUACUUCGUUGCCUUGGCCUUAAGCAUCUAUAUUGUUUACACGCCACAUAGAAACGGUGGUAAUGAGGACAAGCAUCACAUCAUCGAGGACUUCCUAAAGAAACAGGACGACACGUAGUGAGCAUUGUUGCAACGUGUGACAGUCCGUAACUGAGUGUUUGUCACGCAUAGUGAAGGCAAGGUUCGAAGACAAGGUGCCCGUUUGAGAUGAACAAAAUCAACGCCAACGUGGUGUGAACGUGCACAAGCACCCGACAGCGCCAAGGAGACACCACUGUGGGGAUGUUUGACAGAGCGGUGCCAACGAAGUGCCACCGAUUCAAGUUGCUGCAUGUGACCCUCGUAGCAGUCUUCACACUCGUCCAGUGGUGACUGCCCGCUCAUUUUUUUCUCUCCGAUGAAACAAAGGCAUGUGCCAAGAUGUGUUUCGACGCCCUGUGAGAAAGUACUUCCUUGUUCUACAACUUGUUGUACUCUGGUGCGGUUUUGCUAACGCUUAAAUGACCUCGGAUGAGUCCGCACCGCGAAGGAUGUAUUGUGUGGAUUUAUUUACAGAAACUGUCACGAUACGCCAUUCGUAAGAGUCAUGGUCGAAGUGUUUCACCUGCGUCGAGAUCCAGCUACGAUGGGCAUUGCAUGCUUGUUGCUGUGAAAAUAAAACUGAAGAUUUGAAAGCUGCUGU
This is a messenger RNA of Dermacentor silvarum, 1881 nucleotides long. RefSeq lists its product as uncharacterized. The transcript has 6 exons. Lineage: Eukaryota; Metazoa; Arthropoda; Arachnida; Ixodida; Ixodidae. Bases 367 to 1317 code for a protein of 316 amino acids. The record is from RefSeq and is a predicted model, not a curated record.